UUUCCCGUCCCCGAACCCCGACCCCAACCCCAACCCCCAACAUCCAACGAGCCCAGGAGACCGCGAUGGCGAGCCGUAGCGGUGGCGUCGGUCGCGGCCGGGGUGGCCGAGGCAACCCACCCGGUCUCGGCGGUGGGAUCGCCCCCAGGGAGUGCGAGUGCUGCCGGGCGGCGGCCGGCAUCCCCUUCUGCCGCGUGGAGUGGUCUUUCCUCUGCGCCGGCUGUGCAGCCGGCGUCCAUGGUCAGAGCUGGAUCGUCGCCGUACCUCCUGGCCCGAACCCUGGCUCCAAUCUCAAUCCUGUUGCUCCCAGCGCUUACUCUUUGCCUUAUGCUUGUCAGUACCCCUGCCCUAAUUCUAACCCUAACCCUGGGCCUCCUCCGCCUCCCCUGCCUACCGCUGUCCCUCCUCCUAAUCCGUAUCCUAACGCUAAUCCUAGCCCCGGAACCAAUCUCAACCACGUGGUGCAGCUGUCGUCGGACGAAGACGUUGCGUCCGCCGGUGAGGACGGCGACGGUGGCAGCAGCCGGAAACGUCGGCGGGCGUCGGCGGAAGGAGAGAGUUCAGCGGAAGCCAGCAUGAUGAGGGACAAGGAGAUGCGGAAGAACCGAAAGUCCCGGAAGGUUCAUGCGGACAUGAAGCCAAGGGUCGAUGGGAAAUCUGUCGAUACAGCGGAUUCUUCUGGGGCAGAAGGGGAGGCUGGUGCCAGGGGAGAAGGAGAGCCUGAUAGCGGUGGGGAUGAGGCGCGAGUGGACUCAAGUGAGGAUGCGAGGACCGAUGCUGUUGAGGAGUUGACCGAUCUCGGUGAGCAGCUAAGACCAGUGGAGGCAGGUGAGAUGGUAGCCACAAGUCCGAGCUUUGAGGUGGAGCAGUUCGAUGAAGGAGUGGAUUUGGGGCAGAUUAAUGCUGGUGAGGAAGUGGGACUAUUGUGAAUUUCAUCAUGAGCUUGGGCUUGUUCCUUAGAUUUGGGUUGCUUGUUGGAGAAAAGAUUUUUUCCCAGAUAGGUCUCUUGCUCUUGUUGCUGAUCUUAUGUGAUGUGGAAAUCAUUAGCCCAAGUUUUGUCAACUCGGUGAUCUUUUAUUUUUCCUAAAUGGCCAUCAUCUUCGCAGGUGUUGACAGUAUGUCUACGCUGAUGAAGGACAAAUAGGGCUGCUUUCCUGCCAUUCUUACCGAAUAAAUGGAACUGGCAACAAGGAGGAGAGCUCUCCUUGAAGGUCAUGCUGCUUGAUGCAAUCUCCCUAAUCUUCUAUACUAAUGCUGUAGACUAUGGAGUACCCCUUUUCCUUUUAUAUCAUUGAAAAUCUCAUGGAGGAUGACUGCUGUAGGUGAGAAUUGUGGAGGAUUGAAUUGUAAAGCGAAGCCAUAGUCAUUUUGACUUCCAAGCUGUGUUGAAAGAUUUGGAUCCAUGACUGCCAACCAAGACCUUAAGGAUGAUGACAGUCUGUACAUACAACAAGCUAUAUUAGGUGGAUGACAGAAUCCAUCAUGGCAUGUCCUCAUGUGAUUAAGAGUGCUGGUGGCACAACACAACUCCCCUGAAGAGGGUAACUCAGUUCUUCCUUCACAUGACUGGAUUACCCCACAGGGCUGCAACAGGAACCAGAAUGGUUCAGGCAAAUCCAUGAUGUUACCUACUUUUCGAGUUUCCUUUCCAGUUUGGACACAAUUCUUCUGAGUUUGAUCAAGAUCCACUCUUGAAGCAUCAGAUCAAUGUUGUCACACUUAUGACUCAUUUGCCUUGGCAGAUGAUCAAUCAUAGGUUCUGUUCCAUAAUAUUCUGUCAAAUGUGCUAUGAUUAUGAUCUUGAAUGCAAAGGGGAGUAACUUAGGCAAUCACACAACAUUAAGAUCUUAUAGCUAAUACCAUGUACAGGAUGGCUACAGGAUGUCAUGCUUGCUGUAUGUGGUAUCAUCACAGUCACCUGCUUCAUGGUGCCAUUUCUUGCCAGGUGCCAUUGUUAUGUGCACACGUAUCUUAUCAGGUACGGAGGUCACAGGAACUCCUUUUUCAUUCUAUUCUCUUUUAUGUAGCAUGGUCACCAUUACAUCAUGACUAGUCAAGAAACAAAAGAAGAUAUUGGUAGACAUAAUUGGGAGAAGAUAACAAAAUUGAUUUCUGACACAUGGUUUAAUCAACCAUCCUAUCUGUUAUGCUAUCAUUUUAGUUUGGUGGGACCAAUCUGCUUCUUAUUAAAACAACUGUAUCUAAGCUAUGAUUGGAGUUGUUUUCUUUAAGUUAGAUUAUUAUAGUCCUUAUCCAUGCAGAUUAAGCCCUCAGAGUUAAAUUGUACUCUUCCCACAGUGGUUACAUCAUCUUGAUUAAUGGAUUGAGGUGCAAUAGUUGCAUCAGCUGGUGGCAUGCCAACUUCCUCUAUGAUUUUGAGUUUGGAGGGUAAUCUGUCAUCUUAUCUUAUCCAUCUAAAUCAACGGCCACCGGUAGAAACAAUCACGAGAUGGACGGUUCGGAUGUGACUCACCGAUAUCUUGAUGAUGAGAUAUGGGCAUCCUGGCAGUUGGUAAUUUUGCUCAAACUUGGGAUGGAUGCAUGUUUGUUUGAGAAGGCAACAUUUCAAGCGCUUGUCCUCAA
Musa acuminata AAA Group (dessert banana) is the source of this 2583-nucleotide messenger RNA. RefSeq lists its product as uncharacterized. The record is from RefSeq and is a predicted model, not a curated record. The coding region runs from base 66 to 929 and encodes 287 amino acids. The transcript is spliced from 3 exons. Lineage: Eukaryota; Viridiplantae; Streptophyta; Magnoliopsida; Zingiberales; Musaceae.